Molecule: messenger RNA, 5270 nt
Organism: Apis mellifera (honey bee)
Lineage: Eukaryota; Metazoa; Arthropoda; Insecta; Hymenoptera; Apidae
Exons: 7
Coding region: 302-4339 (1345 amino acids)
Biological process (GO): regulation of transcription by RNA polymerase II
Cellular component (GO): nucleus
Source: RefSeq, a predicted model, not a curated record
AUUUCAAUCGUAUAGCAAUUAAUAUAAAGAUUAUUAACUAUAUAAAUUUAUAUAUUUAUCAAAGAAGAUUCCAGAAAGACGUAGAAGCGAUACUAUACACAUAGAGAAAUGUUUGUAUAUGUAUAUCGCCGCGGUUUUUGAAAAAUAUUGGUUUGAUGUUAACAGAAACAAUAUAGAUUUGACGGAAUAAUAUAACAUAGAUUUGUUAAUUAUUAAGACUUAAUUAUAGUGAAUUAUUAUUACAAAAUUAUACUAAAUAAUAUCGAACUAUUCUAAAAAAUAUCAAACAGUAACAAAAGAAAUGCCAGGAUAUGGGCCAUUUAUACUUGGAGUUGCGCCAAAAUGGGCGCUAUCAAAUAAUUUCAUGCAGUGGGAUUACAUACAAGAAUUGGUAGCACAUGGUGAUGUGCCUGAUGUAUAUGAUUUACGUCACAAGGAAGAAAAUAUAAGUGCAGCAGAUUUAGAUUUAUCUUAUGUUAAUCAAUUUAUAAACUUCAUACAACCUAUAAAUAAUAAUAAAAUAGCAAAUUCUGUUAUACAGAAAGAUAUAACUGAUAAAUGCUUAUCAGAAUUCUCAGAACUUGUGCUUAAAAACCAUAAGGAACAUUGUAGUACCUGUCAUAGUGACGAUAAUAAAAUAAAAACAACUAAUUUAUUGAAUACUAACAAAGACACAAUCAUUUAUUCAUUUUGUAAAAACAAAAUUGAAAAUUUACCUGAAGCAAAGAAAGAAAUUGAUCAUUAUCAUAAAGUUUCUGAUUGUUUUACUUGUUUGUCAGAACAAUCAAAUAUACAAAAUAUUACACAGUACAAGACUUUGUCUAAAAUUUUGGAACAGUAUAAAAAUACUUAUAAUCUUCUUUGUGGUUCUGAGGAAGAUAAGCCACUUAAUUUAAUAAAAAAUUUGGAAGAUAACAAAAGUUGUUGUAAUAAACAGAGUGAAGAUAAUAAAAAACUUUGUAAUUUUACAGAUAUAAAAGUAUCUAUAAAGGACUGUGCCAUUUCAAAUCAAAUAAAUCAUUCCAAUAACAUAGAAAAUUGUUACAUUACAAAGUACAAGGAAAUAGAUUAUGGUUUAUUAAAAUUCUCAGAUCUAGAUGAAAUAUCUUCUAACAUAAAAAUUGAUAAAACAUUACUUAAAACUCCAAAACAUAAAUUAUGUAAAAAUUUAGAAACAAACUCAGAUUGUGUACCAAAUAAAUAUUUAGAGCAAGAAAGUUUUCUUGCUCUUGAUAAACAUUUGAAUGAUAAAACAUCAUUACUUCUAUGUGAAAAGAAAAAUAAAGAUCUUUCUUAUAUACAUUCAUAUCUGAAUGUCAAAAAUACAGAUAUUAAAAGUGAAUCUUCAGACGAACAGAUAAAUAAAUCAAAGCACACACAUUUUGCGAGUGCUUGCAAAUCAAUAUUAAUUAAUUGGGAGGAUUUCGAAAUGUCAGGACAAUAUCCAGGUCAUAGCCGACCUCCGGUUGGUACUCCUCCUCCUCAGACGGUUUGGAAUCAUCUUACAAUGGCACAAAGUCAAGUUUCAGGCUUGAAUAUUCAUCCAACAGCUUUAUCAGGUGCUGCAUUAAGUCCAGCAGGAUUUUAUACACACCCAUCUAUGGCAAGAGCAUCUCAUAUAACAUCACAACUUACACCACAACUUGCACAUACUCAAGCACCUCCAACAUGGCAUACACCAACUGUUCCAUCAAAGACUGUUACUCCAGCCAAUACUCCAGGAAAUCCUUUGUUUAGUUUACAAAUGUUGGUAGAUAAUAGGCAGAACCAAAGUCAGUAUAGAAACUCACCAGGUUCACAAAAUACUUUAGAUUUAUCUUCUACAUCUGAAAUUAUUCCUGAAAACUACUCUCGAAUACCUCAAGAUAUUCCAAUAAGUUUAACUGCAAGAAAUGUAGAUAAAGGUAGCAGAAAUGGAAAUAUUAUUUCUCCUCCAAUACCUCUAAAUGGAGAAACUUCGUCUGAUAGUGGAAUCAGUUCAUCAGUUCCAACACCUAAUUCGGUUAGUGAACCAGUUUCACUUUCAACUAAAGAAGUUACAACACCUAAAAUAACAGUAAAAAAUUUUGAAAGCAAUUUAAAAGGAGUGGCAAAUCUUCAUGAUAAGAUUAAGGAAAUGAAUGUUGAUAAUUUCACACAAAAAGUUAUAAAUUUACCACCUAGUGUAACAAUUGAAAGGGUAGUUUCAGAAAAGAAAGAACCUGAAGUUACAAAAAAUAAAGAUACUUUAAGUGUUAUUGCACAAGUGCCAAGAAAUGUUCUACCUGUUAUUGUAAAUCUUACAUCUAGAAUGGAUAAAGAUGUAACAGAUAGUCCAAAAAGAGAAUCAUCUUCAGAACGAGAUAAAAAAAUUGAAGAGACAAAUGUUAGAUCACCUAAAAAUUUGCCAAAAAGAGGUAAGAAAGGUGUAGAUUCUUUAUUAGAAAAACUAGAAGGUGGAAAUAAAAAGCUUGGUAGCGCAGAAAAUAUUGGAUCUGUUAUUGUAAUGCCAGUAGAAGAAAAAGAUACCUCGAGCGUUAAAAGUAUGUCUCCUGAUAGACAAAAGUCAAAAUCUCCAAAUAGAGAAGAUGAAGUAGUAUCUCCAGCAUUUAGCAAUGAUGAUUCUAAUGAUAAUACUAAACAACGCAGAAAAAGAAAAUUAGAAAAACCUGUACGACUUAGUAAAGACUCUAAAACAGAAGUAGAAGAUAUGGAAUUAGAACCUACAGAACCAACAGAAGCUAGAACAAGUGAACCAGUAUCAGAAGAAAGAACAAAUACAACUCCAAUUGUAAAAUUAGAAGAUAAUAUUGAUACAACAGAACAAAGAAUACCUGAAAAAGUUGAAGAAAGCAUAGAAGAAACAAGUGAAGAAAAUCAACCUAUUAGAAGGCGGAGAAGUAGUGAAAGUACACCUCCUAGUUCAAAUCCAUCAAAUCAAAGGGUGAGAAGAAAAUCUAGUGAUGAUGCAACUGAAUUUUCAAAAGUAACAAGUCCAAAACCUGUAAAUAAUACAAAUCCAUUUAAUGAAGUUGAAUCAGAACUUGAAAAAAUGUUUGCUGGUAUUGUUGAGACAGAGACAGAUGUCAAAAAAGAAGAAUCAAAAUCAGAACUUACAGAAUCCGAACUUCAAACUGGUAGUACAACAAAAACUGAAAAUUUGGAAAAUAAUAUAUUGCACACAAAAGAGACACAAAAUGUAAACCCCAUUGAUGUUUCUUCUACUGUCGAUACCAAAAUAUCUGGAAAGAAAGGAAAAAAAACCAAAGUUCAGGGAGGUAAACGAAAAAUGUCUAGAUCAUCUGAAAAUAUUUUUGGGACUGUUGGCAAUGAUAUACCUCAGAAAGAAAUCAAAAAGAGAAAAGUAUCUAAAAGUUCAAAAAAGCAAGACGCCUCAAAAAAAACUAAAAAAAAUGUAAAAGUAGAUGGAAUAAGAGAAAUGGCAUAUGAUUCUGGAUCAAAUGCAAGUUCUAUUAGAUCUCGUGGACCAGUAGUUCAUGUUGAAGGUCCAAGAGAUAGCCCAUUGAGUAUUCAGGUAGUUAAUGCUCCACGGGAAGAAGAAGAAGAAAAAAGUAAAGAAAAACGAAAGACUAUUGGAAAUAGUAAUGCGGGAAGAAGUAAGAGGCUCAGUCAUCAAAACGAUUUAGAUUAUAGAGGUAAAGUCAGUAGAGCGGGUCUCUUUAGUUCAACAUUAUCAUCGCGUUAUGACGCACAUACAACAGAUUCGACAUGGGUUUGUGUAUUUUGUAAACAAGGUCCUCAUUCUGUAAUUCCUGGGGAUCCGGCUCGACCACAUCCUAAUUUAGCUGGUCCACAUAUAGCACCUGGAACAUACACUGUUCCAGCUGGUGUUUUGAGUGAUUUAUUUGGACCAUAUUUAAUUGGCAAAGAACGUUUAGAAGAUGGAAUUCUUUCUGCUGAUGAACAAGAAAUUACUACAGAACAGAAAAAAGGCGGUAAAAACAAAAGAAGUUUGAGGUAUGCUGGCUUAGCCGAUCAAUUUACUGCAAAAAUGGGUAAAAAGAAAAGAAAUUCCAUUGAAAGUAACACUAAUGCCAUGUUUACGGGAAUGACCGUACUCCCCGGAGAAGAACAACGUUGGGAAGUUUGGCUUCAUGAACAAUGUGCUGUUUGGGCAGCUGGAGUAUACAUGGCAGGUGGAAGAGUAACAGGUUUGCAAGAAGCUGUGUGGGAUGCAGCAAAAUCGAUAUGUGACUCUUGUGGUUUAACAGGAGCAAAUAUUGGUUGCGUUAAACGUGGUUGUAAAGCUGUUAUACAUUAUCCCUGUGCAUUAACAAAAGGUUGGCACUUGGAUAUUAAUCAGUAUAUACCGAAAUGCAAUCUUCAUCGGAUUACGUGAAACUUCGCAUUUAAUAAUUUUGAGACGUUUUGAAAUUACGCUUUGCAUCAUUCGAUGCAUAAGUGUGUUUGAAGUGUGAAAGUAAAAAUGUCAAAUGUAUAAAGGACAGAAGUAUUGUAAUUUGCAUACACGAAAUAUCAAUAUGCUCGACAGAAAUAUCUUCCAAUGUACAAGAUGUUGAAACGAGAAUGCUGUUACUCUCUUGAGAAUUAAAAAUGAAAAUGGAAAUUAACGGAAAUGAAGACAACACGGAAGUUCUUCUCGUUAAUUAAAUUUAAUUAAUUUUCUUGGCCUGUGGCCUUGAACAGUGGCCUUUUCGACCUAAUGUAAAAGGAAGAUUUUUAAUUUAAAAUCUGUAGUAUAGAUGAAUUGUUGCUGAGGAACAAUAUUAAUCAAAAAAGUAUUUGCUUUUUUACUAAUAUUUAUGAAAUUUGAAAACAAAUUUUUCCCUAAAACAUCAUGUACGCGGGAAUAAAAUAUGGGGCAUAUUGUAUCAAAAUUUGAACAAAAAUUAUAAUUCAACAAAAGAAUGAAACAGCACUGAAUUUCUUCUAAGUUGUAUGUGUGUAUAUAAAAUGGGAUGGAUUAUUAAUCAAUUAAAUUGAUGGAAUUUGAAGACUCUUGACACGUUUCGAAAGAAGUGUGGAUAAGAAACAUAUAGACAAGUGUUCUCCUGUGAAUGUAAGAAAUCACCUGUAAAUAACAAAGUUCUUAUGUGAAAAAUGAUUAUUAUAUUAUUAUACAAUUUCAAUGAUAGCAAAAUAUUUUUUCGUUUUUUAAAAUCAUAUUGCUUUAGUAAGCAUGUGUAGUUAAUGUUCUUUAUUGCGGGAAAAUAUUAGUGUAAUAAUACUUAUUUCUAUUAUAAUUUUUUGAAGAUCAAUUGUGACAUAUAAAUCUCAUGUAGGUGUAAAUAAAUAGAUUUUCGCUCAUA